AUGUCUCUUCUGAGUCAAUUGCCUGCGCCUUCUCAGCGUAUCAUAGAUGCUCAAACCGAAUUGCUUGCAAGUUCAUCACAUGUUGUUGUGCACAAGUCAAGCAUACCCCCUUACGGUCAUCGCAAACAUUGGUUCCCACGCAAUGAAGACGAUUUUGGGGAUGGUGGAGCUUUUCCAGAGAUACAUAUGCCCCAAUAUCCACUCGGGAUGGGGCGUCAGAAGAAUUCAUCUAAUGCUCUUGUGAUGAAAACCGAUAAAGAUGGCAAGGUUCGAUAUGAUGAACUGGUCCGCGGAGGGCAUUCCAAAGACCGAAUUAUCUAUUCCAAGUUUACUGAUCUUCUCCCAAAGCCUAUUGAUGAGGAUGAUGAGGAGCUGCAGAAACCUUCGAAGGAAGCUGUUGAAGAAACGACUGAAAAGACGCGAAAGGCUCUUGAAGCUCUUGUUGAGCAAAAGGUUGCGGCUUCCCUGCCAGUCCGAAAGGCUGAAAGAACGGGUCCUGCUGAGUAUAUUAGUUAUACGCCAGCUCAACAGGGUCCAGCCUUCAAUAGUGGGGCUCAACAACGCCUUGUGCGUAUGGUGGAGGCACAGCGUGACCCUAUGGAACCCCCUAGAUUCAACGUCCUUAGAAUCAAUCAAAAAAUUCCUCGAGGACCGCCAUCACCACCUCCACCGCUUAUGCAUUCACCGUCACGAAAAGUGACCGCGAAAGAACAAGCAGAGUGGAAGAUACCACCAUGCAUUUCCAAUUGGAAGAACCCUAGGGGAUACACGAUUCCUCUUGAUAAACGUGUCGCUGCUGACGGUCGUGGUCUCCAAACCACUCACAUCAACGAAAAUUUUGCCAAAUUGGCGGAAGCUCUUUACACCGCAGAUCGCAAAGCUAGGGAAGCUGUGGAGCUGCGUGCGCAAAUUGAGCGGAAAGUGGCCUCCAAAGUUCGUGAACGCAAAGAGGAGCAGCUUCAAAAAAUUGCUAUGGAGGCGCGUGCCGCCCGUGCUGGUUUGCGACGCGGAUCGAACCCAGAUGAGGAAUCUGAGGUCGCGAGUAGGGAUCAGAUCCGCCGUGAGCGCGCACGUGAUCGUGCUCAUGAUCGCAAUCUUAGUCGGGCAGGUGCAGAGGGCAAGGUACGAACCCAACGUGACAAAGACCGUGAUAUCAGUGAACAGAUUGCUCUGGGAAUGCCAAAUCCGCGACUAAAUGCCUCUUCUGAAUCUAUGUUCGACCAGCGUCUGUUCAAUCAGUCGCGCGGUAUGGAUUCCGGUUUCGCUGGAGGGGAGGAUGAUCUCUACAAUAUCUAUGACAAGCCCUGGCGUCAGGAAUCAAAUUUCGGUACUCACAUCUAUCGGCCUCGUCAGACUGACACUGACACGUAUGGCAACGAUAUGGAGGGUGUUGGCAAACAGAGACAAUUUGUACCAGACCGUGGGUUUGCUGGAGCCGAUAGGAGUCGUCACCUUGAAGGUCCUGUGCAGUUUGAGAGGGGCGGAGAGGAUCCCUUUAACGUCAGCACUUUUCUGUUGGAGGCCAAGAAGGCCGACAAGAGACCCAGCGAUUCUUCGACCACUUCCAAUAGGGACACGACGUAUCGAAAACGUGAACGACGUGAUUAA
Messenger RNA from Hydatigera taeniaeformis, 1608 nucleotides. The record is from the annotation of a GenBank genome assembly. Lineage: Eukaryota; Metazoa; Platyhelminthes; Cestoda; Cyclophyllidea; Taeniidae.